Molecule: messenger RNA, 1047 nt
Organism: Aspergillus pseudonomiae
Lineage: Eukaryota; Fungi; Ascomycota; Eurotiomycetes; Eurotiales; Aspergillaceae
Exons: 3
Coding region: 1-1047 (348 amino acids)
Source: RefSeq, a predicted model, not a curated record
AUGUCAAGCCUUGUCAUCGGGACUGCGCCGGAGGGUCUGGACUUGUCCGAGGAUAGAAUCGCUCAGAAUGACGCCACUGUUGGUGUUGUCAUGGGAAUUGCCACAAUUUUUGUGGGUUUGCGAUUCUGGGCGCGAACGACUAAUAAGAGUGCCAAUUUAGCAUAUGAUGACUGGUUUGUCUUGGUAGCAUUGAUCAUCUUCGCUUAUGUUAUUCUGUAUGCCACGACAGUGCCUAUGGUCAAAUUGUCCGUGCUUCUUCUCUAUCGCCGGAUUUUCCGCCUCACCUGGACGUUGUAUUUCUGUGCAUUUCUCUCCAUCGGAUAUACUAUCUCAGUUGUUACUACCAUCUCGCUGGCUUGCGUCCCCUCAUCUUUCUUCUGGACUCAAUGGGUAUAUCCUUUGAGUGGAGGCCACUGUCGGAUCAACCUCUAUCAAUUCUAUUUGUGGAACGGUGUGGCCAACUUGUUCACCGAUGUCAUCAUUUUAUGCCUGCCCAUGCCGAUCGUCUGGGGCCUGCAGAUGCCCAAGGCGCAGAAAUGGGCCAUUAGCGGUAUCUUCCUGCUCGGUGGAUUUGUCUGCGUGGCCACGAUUGUCCGCAUCUCCGCCAUCACGAAAAUGAAAGAUUCCGUCGACAUCACCUGGGUAAUCGGCGACGCCAUGAUCUGGUCCAACGUCGAGCCCUGCAUCGGUAUUGUCAGCGCGUGCCUACCGACUCUGCGGCCCCUCCUGCGCCAAAUUCCCCAGCUAAGAGUCUGGGGGCUUUUCGGCAGCAGUGGACUCUCGGGCAAUUACAAGAUGACCGGCGACGGCACUUCCGGCACGGGACAGCAGGAUACCGGCAACCGAUCGGCAUAUCGGUCCUCGACUGGUAAGAAGCAGCGAUUCUGGCCAGAAGAUGACGAAAUCUACCUGACUACCGACGUAGGACGUGCUGCCAGAGAGGAAGGCGUCAUCCCGUCCAACGGCUCCGCUGCCUCCAGCCAGGAACCCAUCGCUAUGCAGAUCAGGGUGAAGCAGAACUUCGAUUGGAGGGAGGACCACCCAUGA